CCGGCGCGCGUGUAUGACAUCAUCAUUCCGCGUCCACUACGGGUUUUCAGUCGGGUUUUGUAAUUUUGAUUAUUUUCCGGUACCGUCCUCAACCAGAACUCAGAAUGAAGUGCGAAGUGGACGAACUCAUGCCGAGGCUGCUUCCGGUCGGUGACCCAGUGUGUCCGGACGAACUGCUGCCGAACGGAGCUCCCAGAACACCGCAGGAGUACCUGAGACGAGUCCAGUUAGAGGCGGCGUCGUGUCCGGAGGUGGUGGUGGCUCACAUCGACCCCAAGAAACUGAAAAAGAAGCAGACUGUCAACGCAUCAGUUGCUGGUUGCUGUGCAGCUCCACCGGGUUUCUCCCCGAGUCUCAGAUGGCAACAGCAGCAAGUGUGCAACUUCUCACAUAUCAGACAGAGUAUCAACAGGAAGAGAAAGCACUGGAGCCAACAGACUCUGGACUCAAAUGUCCUGAUGCCAAAGACGAUGGAUGAGGGCGGCUGGAAGAGGUUUUGUUUGGGAGAGAACGUGUGUCUGGACUCUGUAUCCCUUAGAACAGAACCAGAUCCAGCAGUGGACUACAACAAGAUGGGCUUCCCUCCCCUCCUGAGCAUCGUCAGCAGACUGAACCAGUCCACAGUUCUGUCUGUGAUGGAAACCCUCAUCAACUGGUUUGAGGACAGAGACUUUCUCCCACAGCUGGGCCGCUGGCUUUUUGCCUUGUUGGCGUGUUUGGAGAAGCCGCUGCUGCCUGAAGCUCAUUCACUCAUCAGACAGCUGGCCAGAAGGUGUGCCUUGCUCCGCAGCACGCUGGAUCGUGAGGACGACGCCAGGCUGCCUGCCCUCAACCUCCUCAUUUGUCUGGUUGCCAGGUACUUUGAGCAGAAUGAUUUGGCCGACCAGCAAGAGCCAACACCAAACCGGCUCCCCGUGUAGAACCAGGCCAUUGUGGUUCUGUUCAGGAGCAAGGAACUGGAUCAAGAACACAACCUUCAAAUUUUGAAAUUCAUUUACCUGAAGGACAUACAGAUUGGAACCAGUCAGCAGGGGGAGCA
Messenger RNA from Thalassophryne amazonica, 1039 nucleotides. It is a transcript of the gene gemin2, whose product is annotated as gem (nuclear organelle) associated protein 2. Lineage: Eukaryota; Metazoa; Chordata; Actinopteri; Batrachoidiformes; Batrachoididae. The record is from RefSeq and is a predicted model, not a curated record. Gene Ontology annotation, biological process: spliceosomal snRNP assembly; spliceosomal complex assembly. The transcript has 10 exons. Gene Ontology annotation, cellular component: nucleus; spliceosomal complex; SMN complex. The coding region runs from base 105 to 920 and encodes 271 amino acids.